AUGUGGCAUUCGAAUUCAGAUAUUCGACUUGAUUCUGACGAUGAAGAAAAUAUUUCAAAUUCUGCUAGCUGUUCUGAAGGUUCAGAAGACCUCUCAGAUAUCGUAUCAUCCUGUACCUCAAGACCUAUGCCUUCUGGUAAAGUAAGGAGACCGCCUCCCAUGCUUGUUGACUUGGCAGGUGGAGCAGAUGAGGCAUCUCUUGAUAUUCUUGCAGAAGUACGGUUGGAGGGUUGCGAGCUUCGACCUCAGGAUGUGGAGGAUAUAACUACAGGCGACCUUGAGGAAAAUGAGGAUGAUGUUGCAUGGGCCACGAGGCUUGCUCGGGCGGAAAGAGUCGCUUCAGAUCAGGCUAUGACACAAAAAUCUAUCGGUACGUAA
Protopolystoma xenopodis is the source of this 378-nucleotide messenger RNA. The record is from the annotation of a GenBank genome assembly. NCBI's taxonomy places the organism in Eukaryota, Metazoa, Platyhelminthes, Monogenea, Polystomatidea, Polystomatidae.